Molecule: messenger RNA, 201 nt
Organism: Iphiclides podalirius (scarce swallowtail)
Lineage: Eukaryota; Metazoa; Arthropoda; Insecta; Lepidoptera; Papilionidae
Source: the annotation of a GenBank genome assembly
AUGCGCGCCGGCGCCACCGCGCCCACUCGACGGCGUGAGGCGGACGCACUGGCUAGUGGCGAAGUGUUUAAGGAAGGGUUGAUUAGGGAAAUGAGGGGGUGUUUAGAGGAAAUUUCGGGGUGGGUGGUAGUGAAAUUGGGCGCGGAGUGCGCGGGCGCUAGCCGAGGCUGCCGCGGGCUGUUUAGUGGUUAUGAUAUCGAG